Phytophthora infestans T30-4 is the source of this 1125-nucleotide messenger RNA. RefSeq lists its product as uncharacterized. The record is from RefSeq and is a predicted model, not a curated record. The transcript has a single exon. The coding region runs from base 1 to 1125 and encodes 374 amino acids. NCBI's taxonomy places the organism in Eukaryota, Oomycota, Peronosporomycetes, Peronosporales, Peronosporaceae.
AUGAUUGGACUGCAUACGGACUGCGCAGUUAUGAACACAUUAUUACGGCAAAACGACGUCGAGUUACACUCCCAUCUCAACGAGCUAGGACUGAACAUGGAGAUCCUCUGCACAAAGUGGCUUGUGACGUGCUUUCUCACGUCUCUUCCGACUUUUUGUGGCCUCAAGGUGAUCGACAUGCUACUAGCUCGCUCAAAGGAGAAGCAGCGUGCGUCGCGUGUACUACUUGGAGUGGGGAUCUCGAUUUUCUUCACUUUACGUGAAACGCUGUUAGAUGCGAAGGACGCCGGAGAGGUGCUGCUGGCGAUCAACGAGUACUUCGCGCGGGAGAUGACCAAGACGACGGUGGAGAUGGACAAAUUCCUUCACUUCUGUCUGAUCAUCACGGACCAAUUGGAGCCUGACAUUGUGGAGGAGUUCCGGCUAGUCCACAAGGACGAAGUGAUGGAGCGGUUUGCUGCGUUUGAAGCCAAGAAGAUCGAGAUGCGACAGCAGCUUGAAGAAGCAAAAGCCAAGCAGCGGAAAGUGGCGAGUGCGCCGCCGUCACCUUCGAAGACGGAGCGCUUAUCUACUCUCUCAGCGUCAGGGAUCGCGUCGGGCAAGUCUAAUGGCAACAACCGGAUAUCUGGGCUGUCUUCGUAUAUUAGCAACCCUCUGCGCAGCAGUGGAGGCAGCAAAACUACCGGUGCAGGAGACGACAAGGAAAGCCAUAAACGCUACCAACGUGUCGACGUCCUGCAAGCUCACCACAGCUUCAGCGAGGAUUUAGAGAAGAUGGAAGACCAGCUGGAAGACCUGGCAGAUUUAUUUGUCCGCGGCAAGAUCGACGAGAAGGAGCACUCGUGUAUUCGGGCGCAGAUUGUUCGGAAGUGGUGCAAAGGUAUGAAUUCACCGCAGUCUGCAAUGGUUCGAGUCCAGUGUGUGAAGCACACGUACUGCGAACGCAGUGGUGGCGACGGAUGUACGAACUCUGCGCCAGGAUUACUAGAAGGACCGGUGCGAAAUAGCUUCACUGGCGAAGCAGAGGGAGCUCAUCGAGGGAGGAAAGGGUCUAUCUCGCUGUACGGGCGCAUGAAGAAGGCCCAGAAAAGUGCGCUCGCCAUAUUUAAAUCCACUUUUGAAUGA